This is a messenger RNA of Hordeum vulgare subsp. vulgare (domesticated barley), 2288 nucleotides long. RefSeq lists its product as uncharacterized. Gene Ontology annotation, molecular function: protein binding. The record is from RefSeq and is a predicted model, not a curated record. Bases 38 to 1285 code for a protein of 415 amino acids. NCBI's taxonomy places the organism in Eukaryota, Viridiplantae, Streptophyta, Magnoliopsida, Poales, Poaceae. The transcript is spliced from 2 exons.
GAGCGUCCUUCCCACCUCCUUUGUUGAGCGUAAAGCCAUGACCUCGCAGCAGUCACCACCGCCGGCGGCGGCGAAGUCACCGCGACCACCCGCUCCCACCACCGUAACUGCUCUCGACGAUGAUCUCCUCCGCGAGAUCUUCCUCCGCCUCCCCUCCCUACCGACCCUUGUCCGUGCCGCCCUCAGCUGCCGCACCUUUUCCCACGCCGUCCGGUCGUCCCCGGCCUUCCGCCGCAGCUUCCGGGAGGCCCACCCGCCCCCUAUCCUCGGCCUCUUCUUCGACCCCGACGGCCUCUCCAUCCCCGCCUUCGCCCCCCUCCGCCGCCGCUCCGACCCUGACCUCGCGGCCGUCGUCCGCGGCGCCGAUUUCUUCCUCACUCGUCUCCCCGACGGCGACGACGACGACGACGCCUUACCGGCGUGGGUCAUAAACGACUGCCGCGACGGCUACGUCCUCCUCGAACACGGAAGCCUGGAGCAGUACGCCGUCUACAACCCCCUCACACGGGCCCUGGAUUUCAUCCCCCAGCCGCCCGACGAGAUCUUUGACGACGGGCACGGCGACUCCUCCUACCUUGGGUGCCACAUCCUCUUCUCCGAAGAGGGCGGCGAGCCGCUGCGCCUGCUCUACACCUGUCACGACGAGUCGCGGGCGCGUGCCGCCGUCUUCUCGUCAGAAAGCAGGGAGUGGCAGAUCCUCCCGUGGUCCGAGCCUGUGACGCCGCUGCCUGAGGACGAGCACUGGCUUAAAGUUGGCACAAUGGUGAAUGGGUUCAUCUACUGGGUACACAAAAAUCAAGCCUACAUCCUCGCGCUGAACAUUACGACACUCCAAUUCUUCCAGAUGGAUGUGCCGCCGGUGCUGGUGGGUCAAGAUUUAAUGUUCAAGGUUGGCGAGACCAAGGAUGGAAAGCCUUGCAUUGUCUGCCCGAUUGACUUUGAUCUUUAUGCUUGGGUCUGGCGAGCCGGUCAUGACGGAAUUGAGACAUGGAUAUUCGACAAGAGGUUUCCAGUGGAGACGAUCGUCGAGAUCACCGAUGGUACACUUGAGGAGCAUUAUGAACUGAAGGUUUUGGCCAUUAUUGGUGGAUUUGUGUACUUCUGUACCAUGGAUAUGUUGGUUGAUGCUAUUUAUCCUUGUUGGUUCCUGUCUCUAUGCAUGGAGACAGGGGAGCUGGGCACACUCUUUCGGAGGAGAUUCGACGGCCAUGUCCACCCCUACAUCAUGGCAUGGCCUCCUUCUUUGAUAGACAACAAGGUGGACCCUCAACUUGAAGGUGCUUGACAAAAUGCGGGCAAGGAGGCGACACAUGCGCGCGCGCACACACACAUGGGGCAUCACAUCAAGGAAUGAAUUGGGCUUAUGGGGCUGAUCGCUAAGUUGGUGUCAUCAUAAAUUUGAUGUUGCAGCGUCAUCCAUUAUUUUGUUGUAGAGGAACGCCGUGUAUGUAUAGUGCUUCCAUUUCGACAAAAAAGAUUUGCAGUCUUGUAGGCGUUCAGCUAGAAAUCCCUGUCACGAAGGUAUUCCCUUCGUUCCAUAAUAUAAUUUUUUUAACACUACAUAAUUCAAUGAAAUUGUAUUUACGUUAUUGUAAUGGAAUAGAUGGAGCAAUAAUAUCAUAGUAACACGAAAAACUUCUAGGGUCUCCAGGAUUCUAAAAACACGGCAAUAGAAAAAUCAUAGGAUUAAAGUGUCAUGGUCAUCUGAAUCCUACAUGAUUCUGGGUUGUUUAAUUGCGUCAUAGGAAAAACAAAGAAUUAUUUCAAACAUAGUGCGUGUUAGGAAUUUAUGGAAAGCAGUACAAAGAAAACCUUAAAAAAACCCUGUAGGAUUCAAUCCUAUGAAUCAAACAACCAACAUAUAUAUGUACGUGUAUCCAUAUCUACGGACCAGAUUGUUUUUGGAUUUGUGUUGAAAAAGUUUGCUUUUGGAUUUAUAAAAUUCUUCUAAGCAUGGUUUUGAAUCUUCUAAAAAAGAAGAAGAAUGCAAAUGAGGCUGGAGAUGCUGAAAAGGAUAGUACCUGGUAAAACACCACCCUACACACGUAAUACGUCUUUUUUUUUGGUACCGGUAACACACGUAAUUCCUAUAACGAACAACGGCUGGCUGUAAUAAUUGAUUCGAUAAUGCCCACCGUGCAUAAACCACGUGGAGGAUUCCCGAAAUCGGCAUCUAUUUCUUCCUUUUAUGGCUGCUGAUUCAUCUCCCGGAAAUCAGGGGGGAAAAUGUCCCACGCGUUGUCUUUGCAUCAUUGCAUGCAUGGCGAUGAAGGAUGAACUGAUCAGAU